CCUCCCCUCGCGUCAUCCACCUCCCCCCAGCUGAUCUGGAGCGGCUGCCCCCUGCAGAUUUUGGAUCGCAGCGCGCGCGGAAAAGAAAAGUUUCUGUCUUCCAGUUUGGCCACUGAAAUGAGCUUACGGUAAUUGUUUGGACAUAAAAGCAUGGAACCUCCUAAAACUUCAUUGGUAUCUGAAGAACAAUCUUCUACAGAGAUUGAUGAUCGUCAUUAUUCAUUGCAAGCAGAGCAAGAGGAUACUCAAAAAAGAACUUUCACAAGCUGGGUGAACUCACAGCUAGAAAAGCAUUCAUCGCCUUCUCUUAUCUUGGACUUGUAUUCAGACAUUGGGAAGGGGCAUGUGCUUUUGGAUCUGCUGGAGGUCCUUUCAGGCCAACAACUGCCACGUGAAAAAGGAUCGAACACUUUCCAGUGCAGAAGCAACAUUGAAAAUGCCUUAACCUUCCUGAAGAACAGAUCACUCAAGCUUAUAAACAUCCAUGUUGCUGAUAUCAUUGAAGGAAAACCAUCCAUUGUGCUUGGUCUCAUAUGGAUCAUUAUAUUGCAUUUUCAUAUUGAAGAAUUAGCCAAGGUUCUUGCUUGUGGAUACAGUCACCCAUCUCUGGACAGUUCAGGUGAUGUGGAUUUAUCACCAGCAACAAGCCCAACAGCCAAAAUAAAUGUUAAAGCAAGGGAACGAUGGAAGAUAUCGGCGAAGAAGGCUGUCCUGCUAUGGGCUAAAGAGCAGUGUGACAAGCAUGGGUCUAUCAGCGUUGCAGAUUUCAAAUCCAGUUGGAGAAAUGGAUUGGCUUUCUUAGCCAUCAUUCACGCAUUAAGACCAGGUUUGGUUGAUGUGGAGAAAGCCAAAGAGAGAUCUAACAGAGAGAAUCUGAAAGAGGCGUUUCAAAUAGCAGAAAAGGAACUCAAUAUACCCCAGCUACUUGAACCUGAAGAUGUUGAUGUCAUCAGUCCAGAUGAAAAAUCUAUCAUGACUUACGUGGCUCAGUUUCUCCGGUAUUUUAAAAGUUUACCUGUGGCUGAAGACAAAAUGCAGGGAAAAGUCAGAGAGACCUUGAGCUGGCUCAGUGCCCAAGAAUGUAAGUUAACAAAGUUGCUGACUGAGCUAGAGAACGCAUCCUUCCACAAGAAGUUUGAAGCAAUGCUAUCAUUUACAGAAACAUUUAAUGAGGAAAAAAAGGCCUUCCUUCCCAUUCUGGAAUCUAAAAGAAAAGUUUCAGAGCUGGAUGAAGAUUACUUGGAGAUGAAGGAAGCACGGGAUAACCUAUCAUCUCAGAUGAAUGAAUGGAAAGCAAAGCUGGACAAUUUGUUACCUCCACCUCUAGAUGCCACUGAAGCUUGGCUUAAAGAGACAGAGCAGCAUCUGGCACACAAUCUACCAGUUUCUCAAGAUGAUUUGAAAGCAAUGGCUGUGCUUGAAGAAAAAAUGAGAGCUAUCCAGAAUUUGAUGGAAAGUUUUCAACAACAUUUGGAAAUCCUGCAGUCCUUUGAGAACAGAGAUAAUGCUGGAAUGCUGCUAGUCCCACCUCAGAAGCUGGAAGAAAUGAGAAGAAGGUUCAGCAAAGUUCAACUUGAAAAUUUUGGCAUAUUUGUGGAAUACUACCGCUUAUCCAGCUCAGCUGUCUUCAAGGAACUGACAUCUAAACUGAACAUCUGGCACAUCAAGUUUGGGACUAAGGAGACUGUGGAGUUAUUGCUAUUAGAUUGGCAUCAUUUUAUUGAAGAACAUGAUUUUCUUGGUCAGCUGGACACUGCGUUACAAGUAUGUGAAGCACAGAAGAAUGAAAUGAUACAGAUUCCUAAUUUGGGUAAGAUGUUUAAGAUGAUAGAAGCUCAGAUUUCCAAGUGCAAAGAGUACAUUAACAAUGUGAAUGAUACCUUGAAAAAAGUUUUAACAUCUUGGGCCACCUAUAUGGAGAAUGUCCAGUUGCUAAAAACUUGGCUGGAAGAGACACGAAAAGACCAUCCUAAGAAGAUCUCCACAGAGACCUUGGCAGCCUGGAACUCACGGCAUGGUUCCUUAAAUGAAGCUGGAAACUUUUUGAUUGAAUCCAGCAAUGUAGAAGUGGGGUCAGCAGUUUCUGGAGAACUGAAAAAAUUGAACAGAAAAUGGGCUAAGCUUAUAAAGAAGACAAAGUUUGAGAUGAAAUUGUUGAGGAUGCAAGAGGAAGAAAUGAUGUUAGUAACAGAUAACAAUGGAAAUGUUGAGUCUUCUAUGAAAUUCAAUCUAGACAUGUUUAAUAAUCCGGUGGAACCCUCAAAGAAGCCUCCUAAAAUGUGCUUUGAUAAGGCAGAGAUUUUUCCUGUUAGCUUUCAUGCAGAUCCGUGUAUACCAGAAGAGUUCUCAGAAGAUGAGGUCAGGCUAAACUUUGAAAAAGCUCACAAGGAACUUGAAGCAUCUGUACUAAAAGCUAUGCAACUUGUAGGCCAAAAGGCAAAUUCUGGUGAACCACAUUCAAAAUAUGAAGAGGCUUUUAGCAUCUUGGAUACUAACAUUCUUAGCAAGUUUUUAAAAGCAGCAGAACAACUGAAAAGCAUUUUAUCUGCUUGUGAAAAGGCACUGGUGGAGGAAAGGAGCAAAGAUGUUUGUGAGAGAUGGGAGGCUGUUCGCUGUGAAAUCAUGUCCUAUAUUCACCUGAAAUUGAAAAUUGAAAGAGAGAAGUUGAAUAAGACUUUUUCAAAUCUCAAUAAGCAGAUAAAUAAAGAGAAGAAACUGCUCAAUGCAGGAAAAACCAAAGGACUUAUUGAGGAACACGAGCAAGGUAGCCUGGGUGAGCUUAACACUUGCUUACAAGCUUUGAAAACAAUGAGUGAGAAAAUGACCAAAGUGGAAAAGGAGUCCAAAAUGGAACUGCCCAUUGCAGAAUAUGAACAAAAGAAAAAAGAACUUCAAAAAAGCGCAGCAACUAUUUACAGUGAGUUGAUAUCUAGGACUGGCGAUGACCAUUCAUCUGAGAAAGGAGAUUUUACACCUGCUUCAGUCAAUGAAGAGAGGGCAUCAUCUCAGAAUCCUGAAGCUGAAAAGAGUGAGAGGAUAGGAAUGGCCACUCAAGUAUCACUGGAGAGUGCCCAGGAUUCAGAAGAUGUUUCUUGUAUAAAUUUGGAACCAGAAAAGGACUUUCAAAAUGGCGGACAUCAUACAGAAAAGUUGGAAAUUGAUGGAGACUUGGCCUUAAAGAGAUUAAAAGAGAGCUAUGAUACAGCAAGACAUAAUCUGAAGCUUCACCUAAGCAGCAUCAGGGAGAAUAUAACUCCUCCUUUAAUUGAUGAUGUGAGAAAUGUUUCUUCCCUUCAGAAGAAAUUGCAAACACUGGAAGCUUUAGAGAGUAAAGGUGAUUCUUCCUGGAAGCUGUUUGAUUCUGUGGCUUCACAGCUAGUAAAGCUCUCAAGUGAGAUGGACAGUCCUGUCAUCUCUGAGAAAUCUCUGGAAGAUCUGCACAAAGAAUGGGAUGAGCUCCAGUUUGCUUUAGAUAAAAGGAUGGAAUCUUUGAAGGCUGCUUUGGCCCUUGUUUUGCCAAUAGAAAAUGAAUGGGUCCUACUCUGCAGAUCAGAAGAACAGCUUUGCAAAAGAGACAUUCCACGGUGUGUGAUGAAUAAAACUGAUCUUCUGUUCAAGAAAGUGAAGAAAAUUCAGGAAUCUAUAGCAAAUUGUAUUGAACAGUGCAACAGCCAAGAGCAAAAUAGCCCUGCAGGAUGGACAGUUGACCAAAGAGAUCGGCAAGCCAUUGGGUUAAUGAUCAGCAAGUACAAAACGCAAUUAGAAGAAAUGGGUCAGAAGAUACAAGUCAUUGAAACAAUUCUGCAAGAUCUUGAAACUUUUCUGGUGUCUCUGAGACGUAUUCAAUGUUCUGUGGAUGUCUCUACACCUCUGAGCUGUUCUCCACAGCCAAUGCAGGAGAUUUCUCAUAUGGAAAAAGAGGCCAAGUCUCUAGAUGAGAAAUUGAAGCAACUCCGUAUCUAUUUGGUAGAGGCUGAAAGUGGUAAAAAGAUGAGCUGUGAAGAGUUUGUAGCAGCUUUACUUGUAAAAGAAAACCCUGCUAUUGGCUCUGAAGCAGCAGCAGAGUUUACCCAGAAUCAAAAGACUGAAGAAUUUUCCUUGAAGAAUAAUGAGCUAUUUAAAAAUAUUCAAGACAUAUAUGAUUUGAUCAGUACAAUAGGCUUGAGGGACCCAACAAUUCCUGCUAUUCGGCAAAGGUUGAAAUUGAUCAAUGAAUUGUGGAAGAAGCUGGAUCGCUGUGCUCCAGAAAUGAAGACCUUGAAUGAGAUAAUUAGUCAACUUUCCCAGUUGCCAAAAGCCCAGGAAAAUGAAGUCCGUCGGCAGUGGGGACUUACCCAGGACCUAUGGGAGAAGACUAAACUUGCCAUUACUGAAAAGCGUGAACACUGUAAAAGCACAAUGGAACUCUUGAAGCAAUACCAAAGCAGCAGAACCUGUUUGACUAGCAUUAUUCUGAAGCAAGAAAUUGCCCUGUCGCAGCAAGCCUCUUACAUGGGAAAAGAGAAUCUGCAGAAGAUUAUUGCUAAGGUCAACAUGGUAAAGGAAGAAUUUAACAACCACUCUGAAGAUAUUGAGAGAUUAAGCCAAAUGUGCAAAAAUCUUCAGUCUCAACUGAACAAGAUGAAGAGUUUUGAGGAGCCUCCAUUUGAGAAUGAGGCUAAUGCUAUUGUGGAUCGAUGGCUGGACAUAAAUGAGCGGACUGAAAACUAUUGUGAAAAUCUGGAAAGAGCUCUGGCUUUAUGGGACAAGCUCCUUAAUUUAUCCAAUUUGAUUGAUGAGUGGUCAGAUGCCAUGCAGAAGAACUUAGAGGAUGGGAACUUGACUGAAAAAGAAUUGGAAGAGUUGGAGGCUGAUGUCCUGUUCCAAGAAAAAAAAUUAGAGGAAUUUGAUAGAAAGGUGGAUGAAAUACAGUAUCUUCUUAAUGGCAGUGAACCCCCACUUGAAUUACAGGUUAUUAAAUCUUCUCUUUUGAACAAAAUGGAGCUAAUAAGAAAGCAUUUACCAAAUAAGUCAGUACCCACUGAAGGCAGUGACGAUGUGGCAGAGCUUAAAGGAGACCUUGACCUUGCCAAGACUCAGAUUGGAAUGACGGAAUCACUUCUGAAAGCUUUAGCUCCCUCUGAUACCUUGGAGAUUUUUACAAAAUUGGAGGAAAUACAUCAGAAGAUUCUUCAUCAAAAACAACACAUGAAGUUACUUCAGAAAGAGACAGGCUAUUUGAACCCUGAUGUAAUUGAAUUAAAGAAGCAGCUGAUAAGUAUCACUGACUUAUUUAAUUCAAAAAAACAAAUAUUUCAGGAUCACUUUACAACUCUUUUGAACAAGCAGUGCAAGCGUUUUGAUGAUUGGUUCAGCAAUGCCCAGAUCUCUCUGGAAGAGUGUUUUGACUCUUCAGAAACCAAAGAGGCAGUGGAAGAGAAAAUUCAUCAAUUAAUGGGUUUCCUAAAUUUUGAAGGCAAAGGCAGUGAUAUUGAUGAGGUGAAGACUGUUCUGAACCAGGUGAAGAACUAUUUGCCCAAAGUAAAUGUCAAUCAGUUGAGUAGCUGGGUGAGGGACCAAGAAGUGGAAUUGCAAAGAGUAAUUUCCAAAUGUCAGGCACGAGAAAUUGAGCUUCACAUCUUCCUUCAGCAAUUUGCUAGGCUUGAGAAGGACUUUAAGAGUCUGGAGAAGUGGCUAAGAAUCCAAGAAGAGAAACUGCAAGAGGUUCAAAUAGAGAAGACAGGACUUGAGCAUUUUUAUCAAAUUCUACUCAAACAGAGGGAGUGGUUUGAUUCUUUUGAUUGGCGGGCAAAUUAUUUGAAAAACUCAGAAUUUUUGAAUGAUGAAACAGUUCUAGAGUCUGCCCAGCUUGUUAGCAGAUACAAGAGGUUGCUUAGUCAUGUACAUAAAAGCCUUGGAGUUUCUCAGUUGUAUUGUGCAGAAAGAAAGCAUUUUGAAGAGCUUGUCAGGAGCAUGCUUUGCUGGCUAGAAAGUCUGAAAAAAUCUGUCCUGGAGAUGAGUGCUGAAGAAUCUGAGAUACCACCAGAAGAAAGGUUGUUCAAAAUGCAGGAGAUUGCUUUGCUGAAAGAGGAAGGCAAUGCUAAACUGCAAACUAUUACAGCUGUUGGAGAACAUUUGAAGUGUGACGAUAAGGACAGGAACCUAGCUAUUCAGCAGAUAGUUUCUGAUGUCCAAAAGAAUUGGGACUGCACUAUUCAUCUGGUAAUUGAUUGUCUGAGGGACCAGGAACAACUCAAGCAUCAAAUGGAACAAGUGAAGCAGACAGAAGAGGACACCAAAACUGUGUUUUAUGAAGUAGGGAAGCAGAAGCAAGAAUUAAAUAUUGAUCUUCAUCCCAGUUCACAGGAAGUACAAAGUCAGUUAAACAAUUAUUCUGCACUUCUGAAAGAAACCGAAGGCCUAACAUUUCUCUUAAAUGAACUAACAAGACAACGCAAUUCUUUGGAGGCAUGCACUAAUAGCUUCUUCAGUGUAGAAUCAUUGAUGGCUUUACAGCAUCUCUACAAAAGUCUUCUUACCCGAUUGCAGGUUGGCAUCAUGGCAGAUUAUUGGUUUAAUACAACAAAGCUCUUGGAAAGCUGUGUUGGGGGGCACCAGCAGUGUGAAGAGUUGACAACACUUUUGAUAACUUCCCUAGAGGAGCUCUUGGGGCCUGAGGGUGCAGAGCAAAAGCAGGUACAGUGUGAUAUUCUUUGUCAAGCUGAAGACAGACUACAAGAGGUUGUUGCUCUAAUGGAUUCCAUCAGAUUGGAACAGACAUGUAUUAAGGAUGAGAUAGAUGCACCUCAAAUUAAGCAGAAGUAUCUGAAAACUACAUGUGGACUUGAGCAUGAGACUGAGGGCAUCCACAGUGAUAUAUGCAAGCAUAACAUACUGACCAAAGAGGAGAUGGAUAAUGAAACAACGAACACAGGAAAACUGGAAAACUCCUUUAGAGUGAAAAAUCAAAUGGAAAGACAAGCUCCAGAACUUUUUCCAGAAUGGUUGACAAGUAAAGGACAAUUACCAAGCAACUUAGCACUUGAAUCUGAGGAGAGAGCAGCUUCAGUUGCUGGGCAGGAAUUGAAAGGCAAUUUGAUGGAAGCCCACAAUUUCCAAAGUUCAGCAAGCCAGUGUGCAAAGCAGCAGCAGAAAUCAGAGCAGAUACUGGCUGAUGAUUAUCUCAAUGAAUCUCCGCAACAGCAGCAUGGCUAUCAAAAGAAAUUGCAAGCAACAUGUGGCUGGUCAGAAAUGCCUCAAACCAUUUUGCCGUUAACGAAUGGAAAAGUAAUAGAGGCCAACCCUACUCCUUUGUCCAUUAUACAUCCAUCUCCAGAAAGCCAGGGCUAUCUUGAAGACCAAGCAAUUGCUGGGUAUGCUGAGAUGGAACAAAAGGUCAACAAAGUGAAAAUCUCGACUGCAGAGUUAGAUAUUGUAUUAAUGAAAGAUCAACUGAGAGAGAUAGAGGAUUUGUAUCUGCAGCUAGAAAAGCAGAAAGCUCAAGCUUUGUCACUGUGGCAAGGACACUCAACUGUGGCCGAAGGAAGCAAGUCAGAUCACCAGGACCCCCACGGUGUUACUUCAUCCUGUUGGAACAGACUCCUACAAGAAUUAAUGGCUGUUAAAGAGGCCAAGCAGAAUCAAUUUAAUUUAGUUAAUCGCUACCAAGAAUGUCUUGCUGCUUUCCAGUCUUCAAUGAAACAUUUAUUAGCAGAAAAAGAAAAUAUGAACACGGGACCUAUGGAAGACACAGUACUCCUGGAGAAUUUGAACAAAUUGUUGGCUUCUACACAAAAAGGAAGUAUCCUUUUAAACAAGCUAAAAACUGAACAAGAAAAUCUAUCUAGACAUCUAUCCAGUCUGGAUAGGGAAUUGAUACGAAGUCAGGUGAAUCAAGCUGAGCAGCGGUGGAAACAAAUGGAGGACUGUCUUCAAAAGAAACAGUUCUGUAUUGCAGCAGAAGUGGAGGAGUUUAAACUUUGCAUGGACAAAGCACAGGAACUCCAAAGAUGUUUGCAACAGCAACAUGAUUUGCAAACAGGCCUGGGUACUCCUGGUAAAGAAGAGCAUUCAUGCCCUCUCUUGAUUCCUUUAGAACUACACAUCCUUAAACAUAAUAUUUCUUUGUUAAAAAGAAAUGCUGAGAUACAGAUGAAAAGAAUGUGGAGCAGUCCAGGAAAAACAGCCUUGGAGAACACAAUAAAUGAUCUUCAGCGUCAGGUAGAAGAAUUAGAACAAAUGACCCCUAAAGAGAAUGUCCAGAUAACUGACAGUCAUCCCCAGAUAUAUGAAAUAAGAAAAAAGAUAGAAGAUGCCAUUUUGGAGACCAGAAUUUUAAUGCUCCAUCCUGAUGAGAGGGCAGCACUUUAUCCAGAUGAUCUUCUCUUGCAAAUUAAAUGUUGUAAGGCUGUAAUCAGUGAUGCUGAAGGAAAAGAGCCAGCUUUUAUGAGGCUAGCAGAUGAAGCUCAACAUGUUGCUUCUCACAUGCCAUCAAAGGAGGGUUCUGCACUUAGCAUCCUUUCACAUGAGUUGCAAACCGGUUACCAACUCCUUAUUUUGAAAUCAUCUCAGAGGUUACAGCAGCUGGAAUCUCAGCUUGGAAAAAGAGAAAACCUUUUUGCAAAUAUAGAGAAAUUUGAAGCACAACUUCAGAAGAUGAAGACAAUGUCUAGCUUAGAUGUUGAUAAAACAAGUCUAAAGUCUGAGUUUGACCACAUGCAGAAUCUUUUAGAAAAGACUCCCAAGAAGAUUCAGGAGAUGGAAACCCUUGUAGAUGCAAACUAUUGUGAUGCUGAAGGAUUAAAUGCUUUUGAGCAACUGUUUCUAAAUGAUUGUUUGAGAAGCCUGAGGAUUAGAGCAAAGAGGAUCCAUAGGGUAAUCCAAAUUAAGGGUUGUUUAGUACAAAACAAAAUGGAAGCCUAUAAAAAAUUCUCAGAAGAGAUAAGGGCUUUGCAGCAGGAUCUCAGCAAUCUUCUUUUUGAUGAGCUGGAACUAGAUCCAGAGGAACUACUGUCUAGGAGUCAAGAGAUAAAAGAUAAAUUGAAUAUGCUUAAAGAGAAAACUUCAGCCAUCCAGUCACGUUUAUCAUACUUGGACCAAUACCAGGAGAUUUGGAAAUGGCUGGAUCUGAAAUGGGAUACGUCACCUCUUGAUGAACUGAAAGAACAGUUUUGCAAAGCAAAGGAUAACCUUGACAAGAGGGUUAAAUACCUAAAGAAUUUAUUUGCAGAAUAUGACAGACAUCAGAUAGUUCUAAGUGAGAUUGAGGCUACAGUGUCUAGUAUUCAGAAAGAAUGUGGUGAUUUAAAAGAUCUUACCAGUUCUACUUCUGAAACCAGUCUGAUAAUAGGAAAAAAAAUGAUAUGGAGAGUUGAACAUGUUAGAUAUAUAACUCAGGAAGCAUUCAAGCUGUUCAAGAAAAAUAAAACGUUUAGCACCUCUCUUAAAAAGACCAAUGUGCAGCAAAUAAAGUCCUUAGAUGCAAAAAUAGAUGGGCUGGAACAAAUGAUCCAAUCUAUGAUAUUAGCUAAUCAAGAAAUAUACAAGUAUGAACAAGGUUUCCAGAGCAAGCUGGGCCACAAUUUAAGGACUUUAAAGCAAAUUCAAUCUGAACUCCAACAGCCUGUCCUACUGGACUUGAAAAUUCAAAUGAUUCCCUAUGAAAUGAUGUAUUGCAAAGUGCUUAAAGGUGCUAUAGAGGCAGAAAUUUGUGCUGCUGAAGAUAUAAUUAAAGAGAAAUCAUCUGCCCAACAAACACUUCCCCAUCCUGAGAGUUUAGAUAAAGAAAUAGAGGAAUUCCAAAAUCUGAAAAUACAGCUGUUAGCAGAUUUUGCUGAACAUACAGGAGCCUUAGAUGAAGCCUUUAAAAUGGUGAAGCUUUACAACAAAGCUGUCGAAAAAACUGCAGAUCUCCUCAGUCAGUGUGAAGCCUUUCUCUCUACUCCACUGCUUAGUUUACACAAGCUAGAAGAGUCUCAUCUUGACUUUAACCAGAAACAAGAAGAAUCUGAGGUUGCAAAGGCUGAAGUGGAAGCAUUAACCUAUACUCUGAAAAAGUCAAUUAAAUCAAAAGCCAAACUGCAGAUGGAAAAAACACUUGGUGAUCUAACUGCUAAGAAUUUGGCAGUAAGAGAGCAGAGCCAAAAGGGAAAUUCCUACAUUCAGAGUUUCAAAAAAGCCAAUGAGAGGAUAUGUGCCGAGCUUAACAAUGCAGAAAAAGUCCUUUGGAAGUCUUUAUACCAUGUUCCAGUGUCUUACAAAGAAGCUUUACAACAUUCAGAACAAAGCAAGACGCUGUCUUCACAAUUAGCUUCAACCAAAGAGGAUCUAAUGAAGUUGAGGCGAGACUCACAAUCUCUAAGCUUAAUGUGCAAAGAAAAUGGUGGAGUGCUGAUUGUACCCAUUGUAUCAAUGCUGUGGCUGAAAUGGCUCUGUUUGUUCAAUACUGCAAAAGAAUGGGAGGGCAAAUGUGAAGAACAGAACCAAGAAUGGAAAUCUGUCAGUGAAGAAUUGGAACGAGAAACAAUCAUUCUAGACAAUCUUCAGGACGAACUGCCUGAGAGCCUCCAAGACAAACAGCGAGCGACCAAAGAAGAACUGCAAGCAUUUCUGGAAUCUGCAAGCAAUUAUAUAGAAAAUGUGGAUACUGAGAAAUUGUUGCUACGCUUAAUACUUUGCCGAUUAAGGAACAUUCUGAGUGUCCCUGAAAGUUUGUCUGGAAAGGAAGGUCUUCCUAUUGUAGGUGAAAUUCAAAACAUGCAGCAACGUACAGAAGAGCUCUGUCAAAAGGCUCAAAAGGAAAAAGAGACUGUGCAGUCUGAGAUUGUAUACCGGACCAAGUGCAAUGAAGAACUGGAAGCUAUGAAGACUUCAUUACAGGGCAUCAUAUCCCAACUCUGUGACAUAGAUUUAGAAGCCCCUAAUGAAAAGGCAUUGAAACUUGAGGAGAUUCAGAGCGUAGUUGAUAGCAAGAAGCAGAUCAUGGAGGACCUACAAAUCAAGUACGCUGAAAUAUAUAAAAUAGUUCCGGUUGAUAUUGCAGUGCAUUUGGAAGACUGCAAGAGAACAUUACAUGACCUGGAAGAAAAGGUCAGCACAGAAUUCCUGAAAAAUUCCCCUCACUACAGCACAGAGAAAAAAAUAGAAGACAUUAACAAAGGGCUGCAAGCUGUUGAAAACAUGUUACAACAGAAGAGCAAAAACAUUGCAAAAGCAAAAGAAAUUCAGAAGAGAAUUUGGGAUUUGGUAGAUCUUUGGCAUUAUAAAAUGAAUGAACUGGAUUCAGAAGUUCAAGACAUAGUGGAGCAAGAUCCUGACCAGGCUCAAGAACUGAUGGAUCGCUUGAUGAUACCCCUGCAACGAUACCAGCAAGUUUCACAGCAUGCCGAGCGCAGAACUACAAGCUUGAACAAGGCCGCUAGCAAGAUGGAAGAAUGUGAUGAACUCCUGAAAAGCACCAAGGUUUGGCUUGAAAACACUAGCCAUCUACUAACAGAGGAAGUGAAAAGUGACUCCACAAAAGCUUUGAAUAAAUAUGCCAGUGCACUUGAGAUGGCAUUAGAAGAUUCAGAACAAAAGCAAAGUAUUCUCAGUGCCAUUUCCCCAGAACUGAAAGAACUGUCCCCUUUAAUUGAAACUGACAGCAUGGUACAAGAAUUGAUGGAAGUAAAUGAGCAAGUUAAAGCCUUACAGCAAAAGAUAAUGGAAAUCCUUCCACGUAUCCAGCAGCUGGCUGAUGAUGUUGAAGCUAUUGAAUCUGAACUGAAAACAAUGGAGAAGGAUGUAGAAAAAAUAAGGACUAUAUUGUCCCCCUCUGAAGACACACUUGAUUUUUCUCCCAAGGAGCAUCUUAAACAUUGCAAGGUUAUACUGGCCCACAUCUGCCCCAUGCAGAAGGCUCUUGCUGAAAUACAGUCCUAUAAAGCAAAUCUGAGGUUGACUGACAUGAGAAUGCAACCUCUUUCAAUAUUCCAAAGAACUAAACAGCUUUUAAAAGAGCUGAAGGUACUAGAAAGAAUCACGGAGGAACAAAACGCCCUACUUGAGCCAAUUGUAAAAGAGGUAGAAGAAAUCGAGCAACAAAUUGACUUCCUGAAGCAGGGCCAAUUCCCAAAAAGCAACUUAGAUGAAUUGUCCACCGAAAUCCCAUGGCCUGCUCAAUCCACCUCCUUCCUCAAGGGUGAGGAGGUGGAAAGAGUAAAGCGACAGAUUGCCCUGCUGUGCCAACAGAAAGAGGGUAUUCUAACAACUAUGAAGAAUGCCUUGGUGGAACUGCACCAGAAUCAAGAACUACCUGAAGCUGAGGACAGUGACUUAGAAUCACCAGAGAAAAAUGGAAGUGCUGUUGAGUUGCAGCCCAAAAAGCGAGGCUCCCUGGCUCUUUUACCUUCUUUGGUUGAGGAAGCUGAAGACAGUUCGUUCCACAAUGAAGAGGUAGAUACUGACACCACAGAGAUGAUGGGCAAUGAGGACCCUCUUGACAGUCCAACCAAGGGCAAAUCUUCCACCCAAGUCACCAACCCUCCCGAGUGCUUAUGGAGAUCACUGAGCAACACAAAGGCCACCGAGGACACAGUUAGACCCGACUCUGAGCCUGCUCAGGUCCUCCAUGUGUGCCAGGCUCAGAUUGCUGAGCUGGAAGUGUGGCUCGAUCAAGUUAAAGAGUCUCUAGGAUCAAAAGCCCAGAUCCGCCAAAUGCAGCAGUCGGUGGAGCAGCAUCUAGCUGCAUGCCAGGUGAUGUUAUCAGAAAUUGAACAGAAAGUCAUGUGGUUAUUGGAGGAUUGCAAAAGCACGUCCACUAGCAAUAGCUCAGGCCUCGAGCAAGAAACAGAGAACCUUUCCUUGAAACUUAAAGAUGUGAAGUGCAAGUUGGAAAAAGUCCAGAGCAUGCUCCAAGACAAAUACACAGAAGAACAGAUGAGCACUGAUGAAAAGACCUCUGUCAAGUUCCCACAGUUUCUUCAUUUUGACUCCUCUAGUUCAUUUCCAAGUGUGACCUCAGACAGGCCUCUGUUCGGUAGACCUAAUGAUUUACAGCAUCAGCAGGAACUGAUGCUAAAGUUGUCUGAGCAAAACAAUCUCAUUGACUUCCUAGAAGUGUACAUGGAGAAAAUCCAGCCUCACCCUAGGCACAGCACAGUUCUGGAACUACAAACAAGCCAUGAGACAGUCAGCACCGGAAAUGAGCCUCUUGGACUGACUCCAAAGGACCAAACAGGUGAUAAGUGGCAAUAUUUACAAGAAGAACUACUAUUCAGGAAGAAUGCCCCUUGCUGUCAAUUUGAUGAAGCUCAGGUCACUACCAAAAUAAAUAUUCUGCCUCUGGGUGCUACAUCGAGUGUGAGAGCUCCAACUGUUGAGGAGCUGAAAACAUACACAGCACAACUUGACAACCUAAGCCAGGAAGCAUCUUCUCAGAUACAGGAAAAUGAAACUGGAGAAAAUGCAUUAAGCCUGGAUCAGAAACUCUUUGAGUUGCUUCUGGCAAUCAGCCGCUGCCUGAACAACAUGGAGCAGAUGUUAGGCACCUGUGUGCUCUCCAGUGAAGAAGCUCCUGUACAGCAAGUGCUUUAUGAAACUCUCUCUGCAGAACUACAAAAACUUCACACUGAUAUUGGUGAUAAAAAGGAUGAUCUGCUGAAGUCCAUCACCUCUGCUGGUGGAAAUUCUGAGAGAUUUUCCCAGUGUUUUAGCAACUUGCAGGCAUGGCUCCAGUUGACACAAACAGCUGCUGCUUUUAGAAGCGAGUCUGUGAAAACUGAGAUGGACCAUUACAUCAAUUAUCAGAAUGAAAUCAGGCACUUGUAUGAUGCAUUGAUUGAGAAAAAAUCCUCACUGCAACAGUUUUUCAGUGGAAUGAGUGGGCACAAUAUUUCUAAGCAAUUCCAGCAGGUGGACGUCUUUGAAUUGGAACUGCAAAAUUUUGAGACACAGGCAGCUAAACUGAGAGAUCAUGGAGAAAGAUUUCAUUUGCCAGUUGCCAUAACCCACGAAGUGUAUAAGCUAGAGGAGGUGCUGGAUGAUCUUUGGGAGAUCCUAAGAGUCAAACAGAAGGAGCUGAGCUCUUCAUUCAUUAAUGAACAACAAUAUGAAGCUCUGUUACAAGGACUUGCAGAGCUCAUAGAUCUUGGGAAAGGAAAACUUGCUCAUGUUUCAAAGCUGAAAAUUACCAGUCAAUCUGAUUUACAUAUAUACCUACAAAAUCAUAAGAGCUUUUUCUGUAAACUGAAUGGCCAUAUGCUUCUUGUACAAAAAGUGGCAGCUUCAAUAUUACAAAAGAGAGAGAAAUUCUGGAAUGAUGUGGUACAGGAGAUCAAAUCAUUGGAAGAGCAAGCUAUUCAACAUGGAACCCGUUUGGAAAACCUUUUACAGGAUUGGAUAGCAUUUGAUGAGAACUACGUUUCAUUCUGCCAAAAGCUGGAAGCAUUUUCACCCACAGUGCCUUUUGUGACUUUAGUGGAAGAGACAGAAGAAAGAGUAAUGGAAAGGACUCAGUUCUUCCAGGAGAUCAAAAAGAACAUUGAAGGAGAACAGGUCAAAUAUUAUCAAAUAGUGAAAGAAGGGAAGAAUUUGAUAGAGCUUCUGAGCUGCCCUGAAUUGCAAUGCCAGGUUGAGAAGCUAGAACAUCAGUGGGCAUCUCUUUUCCAAAGAGUUGACCAUGAACUACAAAGACUUGAGAGACUGCACAAACUCUUGUCCAGUUACAGCAAAGACUCAAAGGAGCUCCAUGUCUGGUUGGAAUCUGCUCGGCAAAAAGUGAACUAUUGGAAGGAACAGUCACUUAAUGCAUCCCAGGACCUGAACACUGUCAGGAACCAUAUUCAGAGUUUGCUUGAAUUCUCUAAAGAAGCAGAUGAUAAAUCUUCCUUGAAGUCUUCGGUCAUAAGUACUGGAAAUCAGCUCUUGCUUAUUAAGGAAACUGAUGCUGCAAAGUUGCGGUCCUCUCUGGCAGAAUAUGAGCAGAGAUGGACUGACCUGCGUGUUCAAUUGCCAGUCAUCCAAGAGAAGUUUCACCAGCUCCAGAUGGCAAAGUUGCCAUCUCAUGAAGCCAUCACAGAACUGAAUGCCUGGAUGAAUUGCAUUGAUCAGCAAAGAAGAAAUGAGGUUAUAAUUAAUUUGCAAAGUCCUGCCAGCCAAGUGAAAGGCCUUCUUAGGAAGUACAAGGAAUAUGUGAUGGAAAUGAACUUCAAACAAUGGAUAGUUGAUUAUGUGAACCAGUCACUACUACAGUUGACACCUUGCGAUGUUGAAAGCAAGCGUUAUGAGAGGACGUCAUUUGCAGAAUGUCUCGGGGAACUGAAUGUGAAUUGGCACUGUUUGCAAGGGACUCUGAAUGGAAAGAUAAAGGAGUUGGAGCACAUUUUGGAAUCUGUUGUUGAAAAUGAAAACGAAGCACAAUCCUUGGGCAGUUGGCUAGAAGCACAAAGCAGAAGGCUAAAAUGUUUGAAAAACCCAGCAAGUUCUAUUCUUGCACAGGACACAGUAAAAGACUGCAAGGUGUUAGAAAAUCAGCUUGCUGUUAAGUCUAAGGAUGUGGAUCAACUGAAAAACUAUCACACAGCUUUAGAGGAUUGUGCUGACGCUGCCAAGAAAGUAGUGUUCACAACCAAUGAUUUGGAUGAAAUGAAAACCAGCAUUAUCAAUCAGGUUGCACAGCUGAAGUCUUCUACACAGUCUGCUUUAGAGUGCUGGAAGAGUUAUGAUGAAGCUUGGGAUGAAAUCAGACUGAUGCUUGCAAAUGCUUUGUAUUGCCUGGAGCAUAGCAUGAGUCCUGUCAUUACAGUGAAGACACUGAAAAAGCAAGUGGAAGAUCUCCAGUCUCUUCAAGAUAAAAAUGAGGAUAACAAAGAAAUCUGGGCUAGACUCCAGACUGCUGCUGAUAACCUGAAGAAACUGUGUGAUCCCUCAUUCUCAGAGAUUAUUGAACAAAAACACAAAGAGGCACGCACAAGGUGGAUGUUGAUAAACAAAAAUAUUGAAGAGAACCUACAGAAAGCUCACACCCAUUUGCAUCUGUGGGAAUCCUAUACUAGCUUAUACAAUGAGGUUUCAGCAAAACUAGACAAAUAUGAAGAGCAGUGUGAUUCCCAGCUGAUGUCUGAUACACUUUCAAGCUACACAACGGACUCUCUUAAGCAGAAGGCACAGGAUAUAAAAAAACUGCAACUUGGCCUUCAAGACAUCAAAGAAUAUUUUCUUCAGGCUUCUGAACCAGGAGAUAAAAUAACUCAGUUGGCUGAACCAGGAACACAGCCCCUUCUUCAGGAGAAGCUCCAGCCAUUUCAAAGGAUCUCCUGUUUGGAAAAGAUGCUACAGAUGAAAGCAGAUGUUUUUCAGUAUGGUCUUUUACAACUAGAGAAUUUUGGGAAUUCCUUGGAAAAACUGGAGAAUCAUGUUAAAGAAUCAACAGAAAUACUUGACAAUUCGCAUGAAAACAAUAAAGACUUGGAUCUACUCAUGAGCCAGUUAUUGAGUCUCACGUCUUUGUCUCCUGAGAUGGAGAGACUGAAUGAAGUCAGCUUUAGAUUGCCACUCUGCGACUUUACUGUAAAGAGAUUACAGAGUCUUAAUCGGCAGUGGACUCAGAAAACUGCUAUGGUUCUGGAGCAAUGCAGUGAACUGCAGAAUCAUCAAUCAGAUGAGAAGAAGUUCCUUCAGCAAUGUCAAAAUUGGGUACAGUUUCUAGAGAAAAUGAAAGAGAGCCUGAAAGAGAACAUGGCGGGUACACUUGAGAAACUGCAAGAACAGCAGAAAGAACAUGAGAUAUUACAAGCAGAGAUUUCCAUUAAUCAGCAAAUUUUCAGUUCUGUUGUGUCAAAAGCUCUGCAUAUGUUGGAAUCAGGAGAAGUAGAAAACAGGACUGAGUUUAUCUCCAGGCUCACACUGCUGAAGGAGCAGUGGCAGAGUGUAGUGCGGAUGGUUCAUCGGAAGAAGAGUGACAUCGACAGCCUUGUAAAGCAGUGGCAAAAAUUCACAACCUUACUGCAAGAUCUCACAAAAUUUCUCAUGGACACAAACAACUACAUAGCUGCUGUGAAGAGCCAGGACAAAUAUGGCUUGCACCAAAUUAGGAACCUGGAACAGAAGUUCAAGAAUAAGGAAAUACUUCAGAAGAGGUGGCAAACCAGAUAUUCUUUAAUCUUGGAUACUGGGGAAAAGUUACUUGGCGUGGUAGCCCCUGAAGCAAAGGCUGCCAUACAGCUGGAGAUGAGUCAGUUGCAGGAUAGCUGGGACAACACACAACUUCAGCUGGAGAAGAUUACCAGGCAGUUUCAGGGCACCAUACAGACCUGGGAAAACUGUGAAAGGCAAGUCAAGGAUCUGGGCCAUGUUUUACUAGAGCUCAAAGGAAGAAUCAACAAACCUCUCCCUGCAGAGCAUGAUGCAUUGCAGGCAACCAUGGAACAUGUUAAGGAACUGGAGAAGUCACUCGCCAACUGGAGCCAAAAUGCAAAAGAACUUGAUGCCAAAAAGGUGGAACUGGCUCACUUUAUCCUUGAAGAAGGUGUGAUGGUGCUGAAAGAGCAAGUUGAACAUUUGCACAGCCAGUGGGAAGAACUCUGUCUCAGAGUUUCCCUGUGCAAGCAAGACAUAGAGGGCCGACUCAAUGCCUGGAUAGUGUUCAAUGAAAAAAAUAAAAAGCUCUGUGCUUGGCUGGUGCAGAUGGAAGGAAAGGUACUUCAGUCAGCAGAUACCGGUAUUGAAGGCGUGAUAGAGAAGUUGCAAAAGGAUUACAUGGAGGAAAUCAAUCUGUUUAAUGAAAGCCAAUUAGUUCACUUCAAGGAAAUGGGUGACCAGCUGAUCAAAUCUAGCAGCAAAAGCAGAGGGGCUGAAAUUGAAGAGAAACUCAACAAAAUUAAUGACCGCUGGCAGCACCUCUUUGAUGUCAUUGGAGGACGAGUGAAGAAGUUGAAGGAGACCUUUGCUUUCAUACAACAGCUGGACAAAAACAUGAGUCAUCUUCACACCUGGCUGGCACACAUUGAAUCUGAGCUUUCUAAACCUAUUGUUUACGACAUCUGUGAUGAUCAAGAAAUACAGAAGAGACUUGCAGAGCAGCAGGACCUGCAACGGGACAUUGAACAGCACACUGCAGGUGUGGAAUCAGUCUUCAAUAUAUGUGAGGUCUUGCUGCAUGAUUCUGAUGCCUGUGCCAAUGAGACUGAAUGUGAUUCAAUCCAGCAGACAACAAGGAGCUUGGAACGGCGGUGGAGAAACAUCUGUGCCAUGUCUAUGGAGAGGCGAAUGAAGAUUGAUGUAACUUGGCGACUGUGGCAAAAGUUUUUGGAGGAUUACUCUCGUUUUGAAGUCUGGUUGAAAACAGCAGAGAGAACUGCAGCUUAUCCCAACUCCUCAGAGAUUUUGUAUGUAAAUGCCAAGGAAGAGUUGAAAAAGUUUGAAGCAUUUCAGCGGCAAAUUCAUGAACGACUGACUCAGCUGGAACUGAUCAAUAAGCAAUAUCGGCGGUUGGCCCGUGAGAAUCGCACUGAUUCAGCUAACAAGCUCAAGCAGAUGGUUUAUGAGGGUAAUCACCGAUGGGACAAUCUCCAGAAACGUGUCACAGCAAUUCUCAGGAGACUUAAGCACUUUACCAAUCAAUGGGAAGAGUUUAUGGGAACAAAGGACAACAUCCUGGUGUGGUUAACAGAAAUGGACCUACAGCUGACAAAUGUGGAACAUUUCUCAAAGAGUAACUUUGAUGACAAAAUGCGGCAGCUAAAUGGUUUCCAGAGGGAAAUAACGCUAAAUACCAAUAAGAUCGAUCAGCUGAUUGUGUCUGGGGAAUAUCUGAUUCAAAAAAGUGAACCAGAGGAUGCCAUUAUACUUGAAGAGGAACUAGAAGAAUUUCACAGUUACCGCCAGGAAGUGUUUGGCCGAGUAGCCCGAUUCCGCCAGCGACUGACAUCCUGGCACCCAGGACUGGAAGAUGAAAAAGAGACUUCAGAAAACGAAGCCGAUUCAGACCAUGCAAGCGGGAUGCAAAAUGAUCCCUGGCCAAAGAAGACAGUGCAGGAGGUGCCAUCAUCCCAGCAGUCCCUCUCUCACCUCAUGCCCACUGCAGUGCGUCACGAGAGGUCCGGCUGUGAGACCCCUGUCAGUGUGGAUUCCAUUCCACUCGAGUGGGAUCACACCGGAGAUGUGGGAGGCUCUUCCUCUCCUGAAGAGGAAGAAGAGGAAUCGUACUUCAGUGCGCUCUCAGAUGUAGAAAUCACUGAACAUCCUGAGGCAUAUCUUAAAAUGACCACAAAAGCUUUGAAAGCAGCUUCUGGGAAAUCUGCUGAAACUCACAUAUGGCAUCCUUCAGAACACGCAGCUUACCGAAAGCAUUCAUACAACCAGGAAGAGAUGGUUAGAAGUGUCUUAUCAAACAGCAAAGAAUCCAGCACAUCCUACAAACCAGGCAAUGUGAAGCCGCUGAGCACUAGGGGCAUGGAUGACAUGAAAGACAUUUCCAGGAUCUUGCCUAGCAAAGAUUCCCAAGAUAGCGAGAACUUUGUUGGUAUUUCAGCCAUAGAGAAACAGCCAGGAACUAUUGAGAGAUGGGAACUCAUUCAAGUUCAAGACCUAAGCAACAAGCUGAGAAUGAAGCAAACGUGGCAGCAGUGGCAACAGCUGAACACUGACCUCACCAAUAUUGAUAUUUGGCUGGAUAAAAUGGAAGAAGAAAUGGAGGGGUUGCAGGAGGCAGAAUCACAACCAGUCAGCAGUAUUCAGGCCAUAGAGCAGAGAGUCAAGAAGCUGAAGGAUAUGUUUAAAGCCUAUAAUAACUACAAGGCCCUUGUGCUGUCUGUUAAUCUGACCAGCAAAGAUUUCAAGCAGACAGACAGCACUGGAUGCAAGGAGCUUCAGAACAGACUUCGACGGGUAAAUUUACGGUGGGAGAAGGCAAAUCUUUUACUGGAGAACUGGAAGAAGAAUUUACAAAAAGCUCUGAUUCACUGCCAGGAUUUUCAUGAACAGAACCGGAAACUGCUACUAUGGCUGGCUGCUGCAGAGACACGGAGGCAUCAAGCCCAAAUUAAGGAUCCAAAUGCUGAUCCUCAUAGAAUACAGGAAAGUCGAAAAGAGUUAAUGCAACUGGAAAAAGAGCUUCUGGAAUGGCAGCUUCAAGUAAAUACUCUACAGGAAAUUGCUUCAUAUUUGCUUGUUAAACCUGAUGGAGAAGAAUAUAUUGAAGCUGAUGAGAAGGUCCAUGUUAUUGGGAAGAAGCUUAAACAGCUUCUGGAAGGAGUUUCAUGUGAUUUAAAGGUCUCACAGGGAAGCCAGGACAUAAGUGAAUUUCUGUUGCAUGGGGAAGAAUUGGACUCUGUAACCUAUCAUCAAUUACCAGAGAAACCUCUAAUUUGUAAAAAUAAGGCAAGUUGUUUGGUGGUUAUUUUGAUGGAAGACAGGGAAGAAACCAAUCCAGUUGCACCUGAGAAGUAUGCUUUCAUCUACCGUGUCCUACGAGCAGCAUUACCUCUACAGUUAUUCUUCCUUCUUGUGUUGUUUUUGGCUUCCUUGAUCCCUGUCUCAGAAGAAGACUACAGCUGUACCCAAACCAACAACUUUGCCCGUUCUUUCUACCCAAUGCUACAAUACAUUAAUGGACCUCCACCAACUUAAAGACACUCAAUUUUUUUUCCAUUCAGUCAAAAUUAAUAUCUUCUGUGGGGUCUUCUUUUUAUGCUGCUAAAGUUUGUCCAGAACUUCAGUUUCAUGGUGACCUCAGCCAGGGCUUAAAUGGCACUGAUGAGUAACACUGACAAUAUUAUAUGGAGAUCUCUACUGCACUCAACAGUAACCAAACUAACAGUCUUCAACUCAGAACAUGCUGUUACUUCUCAUCGCCAAGAUAUAGAUCUUUCAGCAAUUUCAGUACUUGGAUUGGGUGGGAAAGAAUUGUUAGUUACUUAGAGCUUUGUACAGAAAAGCUGUUUCUAUAUAUUUUCGAACUAUAAGCAAUGUACUUUAUACUUUUGCACAGUGUGUGAUCAAUCAGUGAUCUUCAUGCCAGAAAGAACCAUUGAGCACAGAAUUUUCAUGACUUAGUCUUGUUAGCGUUAAAAUAAUUUCUCUAAUCAAAGAUAAAUGCAUAACCCUCUAGAAAGAUCUACUGCAUAAGCCCCAUUGUAACAGGUAGGAGCUGGAGUUGCACAACAGCAUGGCCACACUAUUCUGUCUUUUCCCUUUAUUUUGGUGAGUCUUGCAGAGAACUUCCUGGUGGGUUGAAACCCUCAUUUUUAAUGUAAGAAAGAGAACUCUUUUUUCAGGUGAUGCUUUGCAUGCAUGGCGAUCUCUUUCUGUAUUUUGCUAUUUUAGUGGAAAGAUAACUUAAAUUUUUAAAAUAUUUGUUAUACAUAAGCAUUUUAGGAAUAUUACCUGUUCACUUAAUGAACAUGUAUGAGACAGAUUUUUAGUACUUAGAAUGUCUACCUUGUCUGAUGUCUCCUUUUGUACUGUUUUUAUAAAAAGAAAUGAAAAUGCUACAUGUAGGUAGCCUUUAUUGUUUAUAGGGUUUUUUAAAGGAAGAAAAUAAUUAGUGUUGAUUAUCUCACACAUAAACACAUGAACGAUGUAAACUUGUGGCUUUUUAAUCAAAAAUGUUUGUGUUUAACUUUCUUUGAAUAACGUACAGUAAGUCAGAAAUGAUUUGUGCAAGAGCAAAAUCACUCCUGUGGCCAGUACAGCAAUAUAUAUCUGCAUACAGAAUAUGGGGCCUUUAGCUCCUUUCUCUCCUGAUCCUGAGAAUUAGCACAUGACUUUCCUGGACAAUUCUGAUAAUGAAUUACAGGAAAUUGCAGACCCAAAUCAGGAGGAGUCUGGUAGCACCUUUCCUGACUAACAAAAUAAGCUCAUGGAAGCUUAUUUGUGUUAAGCACAAAAGGUGCACCCAAGCUUCUGAUUUUUGGCUACCAUAGACGAACACAGCUCUCCUUCUACAAUGUCUACAAUGAGGAAAUUACAGGGAAUUAGCAUAAAUAAAAAUAAAGUACAUGCUGGGUCUUGAACGGGAGAGGGAGAGAAGGAGAGAGGACUAAAUAGAGAAAUGGGAGGCAUGUCCUGAGGAGGCCUAUGGUGUGCCUUCCAUGCAUAGACGACAACUGUUAGCUUUUAUUGAUACACAGCAUCUCUUUUAAUCGGAGGGUCUGUAUCAUUGACUACCAAAGGGUUUUUUGAAGUGAGGAGACAUCAAGAGAGGGCCAUAGCUUUCUUGUCACUGCUUAUGAGCUUCCUGGAGCUCUCUGCUCAGUCCUUUUUGAAAACAGAAUGCUGGAUUAGAUGGAUAUUUUCUCAGAUAAAACAAAGUCUUCCUACCUUUUAAGCAGGAUGCUGCCUCAUCAGUAAAAAUUAUCACAUUUAAAAUGAAGUAGGCUUCAUCUGAUGGUAAGAAAUGAUUAUAUUUAAAUCCACAAUACACUGCUUCUGUGUACAAAACAAUCAUGUUUUCCUUAUUAAAAUUCUGCUAAUCUUUGCAAUAAUUCUGUCUUUGUCUCAAUACUUCAUAAAAUUAAGUUUUCAGGGACAGGUUACAGCAAAUGCUUGGUCUGUUGGCUCCUAAAUGCAGAGAAUUAGAUGUAACUGCUGCUAUCUCAAUACAAGAAAAGAAUGACCUUGUAUUGUCUUACUGUAAUUUUUCUCUGAAUUUACAUUCCCAUAAUAAUUGAAUCCAGAGGCAAUCUGA
Candoia aspera is the source of this 22642-nucleotide messenger RNA. It is a transcript of the gene SYNE2, whose product is annotated as spectrin repeat containing nuclear envelope protein 2. Gene Ontology annotation, molecular function: kinesin binding. The transcript has 115 exons. The record is from RefSeq and is a predicted model, not a curated record. Lineage: Eukaryota; Metazoa; Chordata; Lepidosauria; Squamata; Candoiidae. The coding region runs from base 151 to 20583 and encodes 6810 amino acids. Gene Ontology annotation, biological process: cytoskeleton organization; nuclear migration; nucleus organization. Gene Ontology annotation, cellular component: nuclear envelope; perinuclear region of cytoplasm; membrane.